Messenger RNA from Polychytrium aggregatum, 2336 nucleotides. RefSeq lists its product as uncharacterized. NCBI's taxonomy places the organism in Eukaryota, Fungi, Chytridiomycota, Chytridiomycetes, Polychytriales. Gene Ontology annotation, cellular component: nucleus; cytosol. Gene Ontology annotation, biological process: protein deubiquitination. Gene Ontology annotation, molecular function: cysteine-type endopeptidase activity; cysteine-type deubiquitinase activity. Bases 138 to 2207 code for a protein of 689 amino acids. The transcript is spliced from 7 exons. The record is from RefSeq and is a predicted model, not a curated record.
AUUGCCAAGAACCUCCAGUCCUCUAGGUCCAUCAAAGAGUCGAUCCAGGCCGUAACCAAGGAGCCCCGAGUCACCAAGCUGACCAAGGGCCGCAAGGGUGGAGCAAAUGUUCCUGGUCUCGUCAACUUGGGAAACACAUGCUUCUUCAACUCGGCGAUGCAGACACCGAGCGAACGGUGGACGGUGUCCAAGUCGUGCGCGGAAACCUCUCGCUGGGGCUCCUGUCGUUCCUUCGGGUCAUGGGCACGCAGAUCCAGAAGCAGGCCGGCGGGUCCGUGCGUCCGUCCGAGUUCUUUGGAAAGAUUUCCGGCAAGUGGAAGUUUUACAAGUCGAUGGGCCAACAGGAUAGCCAUGAGCUGAUUCGCCGAAUCCUCGAUGCCAUCCGAGACGAGCAGCUUCAGAAAGGCGACGACGGAAAGGCCGUUCCGUUUCAUGAAACCUUCGUUGACGAGGUCUUUGGCGGCAAACUCGUCAGCAUCAUCGUCUGUGACGUCUGCAAGGAUAUCGUAUACAACUUUGAAGAUAGCUUUGACAUCAGUGUUCCCAUUCCGCAGGCCUCGGCGCAUGCGGAUAAGGCGCUCAGUAGCUUCAAGAGCUCGGUCCGCAAAGUGAAGGGACAGUUUAUGCAUAUGACCCACAAGGAUCGCAAAUCGGCCACACCUUCCAGCUCGUCGUCGUCAUCGCUGGCCACUCCUAGCGAGCACACGCCCCCGUCUGAACCGUCCGAAGUGCCUGGAUCGUCCUCAACGAGCACAAAGUCGGCUCGCCAGAGCGUCGAGAACCUCGUCUCUGGCGUCGCCUCCACUUUGAAGAACUUGGUGCUUGGUCAGCAAGCCCCGAGCGAAACCCGAUCGAGCGAAGCAGAGCGAGCAAGACUGAUCAACACCCUCCUCCAGCCGAUCGGCGACAGCGGAAGCACCAUGAGCGUGUCGACUUGCAUCAGUCGGUUCAUGUCCGUUGAGGUCUUGGACGGCGAAAACAAAUAUGCAUGCGAGGCCUGCUACAAGCGAGCGUACGGCACGUCGCCUGAUGCCUCCCGGUCCGACAAGAGCGGCUCCAGCAUGCUCGACUCGGACUCUCGCUCAAGCGAACUCGAAUCGGAGGCGGCUCAUCCCAAGCACGAGUCCGAGCAAGAGCAGGAGCAGGAGCAGGAGCAGGAGCAGGAGCAGGAGCAGGAGCAGGAAGCAGACGGCCAAGAAAAUGAGCCAGAGGAAGUAGGGUCUGAGGUGCCCGCUGACGACGACAGCAAAGCCGAGCGUGUACCUGAAUCGGGUCAAGUCCAGGCCGUCGAGGCAGAUCCUAAGCCGGAAACAAGCGAUGACAGCCAGGAUGCUGUUGCUGCUGGUGGCGACACCAACCCGCCAGUCCCCGAGAAGGACGCUCCGCGAAACCCCCCGGUGCUGACUCGAGCCUACAAGCGCUACUUGAUCCACCGAGCGCCCAAGGUGCUGGUGGUUCAUCUGAAGCGCUUUGUGCAGCUGGGCAGCGGCCGCACCAAGAAGGUCGAGGACGGGGUGGCCUUUGACGAGUAUCUCAGCCUGCAAGAGCUCAUGUCGCCCUCGGAGGUCCAAGAGAAGGUCACCGUGAAGAGCAAGCGUCAGCGGCCAGCGGGCUCUGCCAAUUCCAGCGCCUUACCAUCCACCGAAAACCUGGCGUCGGCAUCAGCGUCAGGGUCGACGACAGAUAUCUCAACCGACACGUUGGCCAAUGCCGUGCCCGAACCGGCCUCUGAACCUGCAUCCGAGUCUGCAUCCGAGCCCGCUUCCCGAGUCCCAGAGCUGCCAGCGGCCGAGGAUCGCUCCGGGUCGGAUCCGUCCCGCAGUCUCGAAUCCACGGAGGGCAGCGAAGAAGGAGACGACGAAAUCGACUCCAAGGAGUACGUCGAGCCUUACCUCCACGGAUACCGCGAUGGCGGCCGAUACCGACUCUAUGGCAUCGUCGUGCAUGCCGGAGGGCUCUUUGGCGGACACUAUGUCGCUUAUGUGCGCAUGCGCCGGCCCACCAAGCCGGGCAGCGAUGGCAAUGUCGCCGACGCCAGUGAGAGCGAGCCUCCGAAGGAGACUCUGGAGAGCCUGUUCGACUCGGGCGACGAAGCCAACCCGGCCGAGGAGCAGUGGGUGUACUUUAGCGACACGACUGUGCGCCUCUCGUCGUGGGAGGAAGUGAGCGGCUGUCAAGCAUACAUCUUGUUCUACGAGCGCGCCUAGAAUCAUGUCGAAAGUCGAGUCUAGAAUCAUACUGCAUCCACCUCGCAUGGUUUUCAUGAUGCCGUUACGACCAAAUGGCCGUCCACGAACCCAGCACCAUCCCACUCGCUCCCAUACCCUCGAGCUGAU